AUGAAGACGCAGUCCGUGGGUUUCAGAAGAGCCCGCUCGGCCCUGCCCGGCAUCUGCGAGAGAUUCCGAGGUCGCCCCUCCCCCGCAGAGAGAGUGUGUGCCUUCUCUGAACGGAGAGGGAGGAUUAAAUUGUGUGACAUCAGCUGCACGCUCAGCAGCAGCAGAGGCUACGGCAGUGUCGGUGGGAGGAGCCGCAGUGCUCCCCAGAGCCGAUCACCUGCAGACCAGCCCACCCGCUUCUCCCCAAAAACCUCCGGGUCUCUGACCUUCCAGUCCGCUCCUAACACGCUGCUUGCCACUGCCCUGGAAGCAUCGUAG
This is a messenger RNA of Rangifer tarandus platyrhynchus (Svalbard reindeer), 318 nucleotides long. The record is from the annotation of a GenBank genome assembly. NCBI's taxonomy places the organism in Eukaryota, Metazoa, Chordata, Mammalia, Artiodactyla, Cervidae.